AAAAGAACUAAUAGAAUUUCCACUUUGACUUGAUUGGUAGGCAAGGAUAAACAACAUCUUUUAGACACGAGCUUCAACAUGGCACAGAGUCAGCUACCAAAUGACUCCUGGCAGAAUGGUUCGACCCCUGUGUUCACUGGCCUUGACCUUCUCUUUGACCUGAAGCCUCUCUUCAUCCCCCUCUAUGCCACUCUGGUAGCUGUGGCUUGCACAGGAAAUUUCCUCCUUAUUCUCCUUAUUGCUGUCACCAAAAAGCUGCACAGCACCACUAAUUUCCUCAUAGGAAACCUGGCUGCUGCUGACCUGAUCAUGUGUGUUGUCUGUGUCCCACUGACUGCAUCCUAUGCCUUUGAGGUCCGUGGCUGGCUCUUUGGGAUGUUCAUGUGUUACUUUGUUACCUUGAUGCAGGCUGCCACUGUCUUCGUGUCUGUGCUGUCCCUCUCAGCUAUUGCAGUGGACCGUUAUAUUGUUGUUGCUUAUCCCAUUCGCAGACGGCUAAGCCGCAAGUCCUGUACGUACAUUGUGGCCCUUAUUUGGUUACUUUCCAUUGUAGUUUCUGUACCCACAUCCAUGCACACCCACUAUUUAGAUCUCAACAAGAUUGGUCAUGACAUGAUCAUCUGUGAAGAAUUCUGGAAGCAUGAAGAGAGAGAGAGGCUGGUGUACUCAUGCUCAAUGCUCCUUUUAUCAUACAUGCUCCCACUUUCAGCAGUGUCAGUCUCCUACUUGGCCAUUUCUUACCACCUCAGGAAAAGGAAUGUCCCAGGGGCUGCCUACCAGAAUCAAGACAAAUGGACCAAAACAAAGCAAAAGACCUUCCGGGUUCUCAUCAUCUCAGUCAUGUGUUUUGCCAUCUGCUGGCUGCCUCUUCAGGUAGUAAACCUUAUCAGAGACAUAGAUGAGGAAUUCACCAUCUUGGACAAGAGGUAUGUGAAUGUGAUUCAAGUGUCCUGUCACUUGGUCGCCAUGAGCUCUGCCUGCUACAACCCCUUUAUUUAUGCCUCCCUUCAUGACAAAUUCCGAUUCCAUGUUACUAACUAUUUUUACAAUCGGAAGAAAAGGUCCAGUAUCAUGUCCCACAGGGCCUCCCGACUGAAUACCUGCUCCACCCUGGCAGACAUCCCAAUGGGCAUCACAGAUAAGUUAGCUUUACAAGGAAGGUUUUCUUUUAAUUAA
This is a messenger RNA of Alligator sinensis (Chinese alligator), 1176 nucleotides long. RefSeq names its product prolactin-releasing peptide receptor-like. The record is from RefSeq and is a predicted model, not a curated record. Gene Ontology annotation, molecular function: neuropeptide Y receptor activity; neuropeptide binding. Lineage: Eukaryota; Metazoa; Chordata; Crocodylia; Alligatoridae. The coding region runs from base 79 to 1176 and encodes 365 amino acids. Gene Ontology annotation, cellular component: plasma membrane; neuron projection. The transcript is spliced from 2 exons. Gene Ontology annotation, biological process: G protein-coupled receptor signaling pathway.